GGCUGCAGUGGCUGCAGGGCCGGCACCGCGACGCCUGAGCGUCGUUGGCCUGUGGGUUGCGCGCGAUUCGCGUGGCGCCUUCGCUCGAUACCCGCUGCGGCAAAACCAUCUGGUUCCGCUGGUAGCGGCUACCGUGUGGUGGGAGCAGCCUCUGUUUUAUUUCUGUCUCGGUGUCCGUCUGCACCGGGCCAAGGAAGACGCAAUCGUGCAGUUUUCGCGGCGUUCCCAAACGUCCGUCAUCACGAGCAAGCAGUUCGACUUCGACCCGCGUUCGGUCCGUACCGAUCUCCGUGUCCAUCGGCAUGGAAGACAGCUACACGGUGCACAGGCGGCGCAAGGCUGCCGCCAGGAAGCGUGAGAAGACGCCGGACCCAUCCUCGAGGAACCAGCAGCUGGUGGAGACGUCCGAUGACGAAGAGGCGGCCAGACGCGCCAGGAUGGAGCAGAUGGCGGACGAUGCUGAGCGAGUGGAGGUAGAGGAGAGAGAGAAGAAAACGAAACAAGAAGAAGAACCGAAGGUGGAAGAAAGGAAGAAGAGGAGUCCAACGAGCAUCGAGAAAGCUGAGAAACCGAGGAUGACGAGCGAGGAAAAGAAGAGUUCUCCCGUGAAGGAAUCGCAAGCACGUGAGAAUGACGCCAAUGACGAGACCACUGCGCGGUCGGUAAGGAAGGAGGUGGUCAGUAAAGCGGGUAACGGAAGUCCAACGAAAGAGGCGUCGAAGAUUAACGAGGUGGCGGAGAAGAAGUACCAGGAUGGUAUACCCAAGUCGAAGGAAAUUGACGGAGACAUCGAUCAACCGGUUGAACCCAGGAAGGUGGAGAGACGGUUGAAGAAGAAGUCGAGGGAACGGAUGGAGAGACACGGUCAGUCGACUGAUUCCAGCGAUAUGGAGGAAAUAGAUAAGCAUCCAAGAAGAACCAAAUCGCCGGAAGGGGGUAAGAUUAGGGUGAAGAAAACGGUCUCGAAGAAGAUCAUCAGUGGUGAUGGCGAGGUCACGACGAAAGAGGUGAUCGAGAAACCCCCCCGGGAAAAGAGACCGAAUAAACAGAAGCUGGAGGAUACGGAUGUUCAAGUGAAACCGGAGAGAAGAAGUUCCAGGGUACACAGUCAAACCGACGACAUCGACGAGGAUCCAAAGAUGAAGAAAAGCGAAUCUUUCCCUCGUCAAACCACCGAAGAAGUCAGGAUGAAGAGAUCCUCCUCCGACGUGAAGAAGCAGAUAAUACCUCUGAGCAACGACAGCCUUAUACAGGACUUCGCCAAGGCCCAACAGGAAUACCUAAUGAGGGAACGAAGCAUCCUCGAUGCCGAAACACCCGAUGUAUUCGAGGAUGCACAAGAAGAAACGACACUGAGAAGAAGGAAGUUCAGCAUACCUCUCACAGAACAGGAACAAGACACCAUCGAGAAGUCCAUCGACAAGCUGAAAGAGGCUCAGAAGAAGAGAUCUUGGUUCUCCUGGCUGCCGUUCUUCGAUAGACAAAAGGUAGACAAGGAAUCAAAAAAGAUGGAGGACCAGGAAGAACCAGCGAAGACCAAAGAUCACCAAGUACCACCGAAGCAAAUGGGAAUUAAACUGGUGGGAAAGCUGGACCAACCGAGGAAGGUCACCUUCGUAGACUUCCUGAGGACGAUGAAGGACGUAGUCGCGGAGUUCAAGGCAUUCGUGGCACAGAAUCCCAGAGAAGCCGAGAUCGUGAGAAGUCUGAGGAACCGUUGCAUGUCGGAGUUGAUGCUGGUCAUGAUCUACUGUGGUCUAGGCGCGUUCGUCUUCAGGUUCACUGAGGGAGCCUUCGAAACCUUCUACAAAUGCGGCGUGAAGCGGGUGAAACGGGACUUCCUGGACAGUCUGUGGAACUACAGCCAUAACCUGAGGGAGGACGACUGGAAGAGCAUGGCUAGGCGGAAGUUGAUGGAGUUCGAAGAGCAACUGCACACGGCUCACGAGGCGGGCAUGCACACGUAUAGCGGGCAAAGGAGCUGGAGCUUCUUAAACGCCGUCGUGUACUGUCUGACCGUUAUAACCACCAUCGGAUACGGCCACAUUUCGCCUAGUACCAACACCGGAAGAGCAAUCACAAUAGUUUACGCUAUCUUCGGGAUCCCGAUGUUUUUGAUAAUACUAGCUGAUUUUGGUAAAUUGUUCACUCGUGGUAUCAAAUUCCUCUGGGCAUUUGUGAGGAGGGUGUACUAUACCGGAAGUUGCCGCAAAGUUCGUCGAACCGUACCUGUUCAGGAGGUGAUGAAAGGCGUGCAACUGGUUUACGACCUAGCAACGUUCAAGAGACCCUCACAGAUAAACCCAGAGGACAUUGAGGAAAUGCAGAAGCAAGCGCAACAAUCCCAAACAGUGCUGAACAUAGACGCAAACGCACCCGACACACCAGGAACACCUGCCAUGUCCACGUUCGCCAUCGACGACGAGUUCAACCUGCCGAUCUCGGUGGCCAUCUUCAUUCUGCUGGGUUAUAUUUUCAUAGGCGCCACGCUAUUCUGCCUGUCGGAAGAUUGGGGCUUCUUCGAGAGCUUCUACUUCGUCUUCAUCUCCAUGAGCACUAUUGGCUUCGGCGAUUACGUGCCAAAGCAUCCCAUAUACAUGAUGUGUUCGAUAAUAUACCUGGUGUUCGGCCUGGCCCUCACGUCCAUGUGCAUCAACGUCGUACAGGUGAUGCUAUCAGACUCGUUCAGGCAGGCAAGUCAGAAGAUUGGCGCGACGAUUGGCUUCGAGAUCGCUGAAGAUGAUCGAUCGGUGAAUCCAGCGGUUCCUCCACCGGUCGAGGUAGCAGAGGUCCACACUAGCAUCAAAGAGUCUGAGAGCAUUGAGAAGAUCGCACCCAAGGCCAAGCAGGAAGAUGUCGACUUAUAAAAACUUUCUGAAAAACCGAAAAAAUAGUCGAGUUAUCCGAUCGAUCGCUGCGUUCGCACAACGAGCACCAAUGACACGCGUUUCCGCCUUAAGACGUCUUAAAGUUCGUCUGCUCGCUUAAAUGGACAAUGAGAAAUCGAUGGUCCAGUGACAAAUCGAGAUCGUGGAAAUGAAGUUGGCAAAAGUACACGUAUAUAUAAUUCAAUUUGAAAUUGGUGCUUCAGUUUUUCCAAAGACUGUUCACAGUCAUCUUCUCAACUUACUUGGACAGAAUGUAGAUAGCGUUUCCGGUCAGUGUAGAAACGGCCAAUCGACGUUUUAAGCUCCUCAUGGGACGCACAGGAAUCGACU
Eufriesea mexicana is the source of this 3218-nucleotide messenger RNA. RefSeq lists its product as uncharacterized. Gene Ontology annotation, biological process: stabilization of membrane potential; potassium ion transmembrane transport. Lineage: Eukaryota; Metazoa; Arthropoda; Insecta; Hymenoptera; Apidae. Gene Ontology annotation, molecular function: outward rectifier potassium channel activity; potassium ion leak channel activity. Gene Ontology annotation, cellular component: plasma membrane. The transcript has 5 exons. Bases 303 to 2867 code for a protein of 854 amino acids. The record is from RefSeq and is a predicted model, not a curated record.